UUCAUUUAGUUUAAUGGUGAUCAAUGAACACAUUAAAAAAAUAAGAAUUUUAUAAAUGUUACCAUCCACUUCAAGCUUUGUAAUCAAUGCACUGUUAAGCAAAGUAACUUAAUUCUAAUUCUAAAGAGAAUAGGAUGAAUGUUCUCAUUUAUUUUUAAACACAAAUAUAUUACGGUAGAAGCACGUAGCAGAAUUUAUAAUGAAAGAACUACAGAGCUGGGUUGGAUCAGUUCCAGAGUACAGUUAGCAGAUCAGCUGAGCAAAAAAUUAUCUUGAAUUUUCUGCACCAAGUUUUCUCUUUCUCACCUUUUUAUUAUUUCGGAGUCUAGGAACGAAACUCGUUGAUGAAUAAUUAUGUUUUUCCUGGCACGAAUAAAUGUUUUCCUGGAUUUAUCUGUAUCAUACCACAUACCUAUUGUAUGUGUAAUAUAUUUUGCAUAAUACAUUGAAAUAUAUUUUGACCUCUUCAUUUACUGCAUAGGCAAUUGACAGGAAUUUUAAUUUUUGUGCUGGUUUUUUUCAGGGGUGGGGAUGGGUAAGGUUUUUCUCCCAUCUAUUUUUUUAAAUUAAAAAGGUUCUUUAUCCAUAUCUGUAAAGUGCUGUUCCUCCCAUGAUUUGAAAAUGCUUCUUCAUCUAUCGUUUCUUUCUUCUCAACCUCCACUCCGCAUUUUGUAUAACCUGGAAUACCUUCCCAUUUUAUUUUACCCACUUCAAGAAUAAGCCAUGGGUUCUUGACCUGAGUGUUCAGUUUGCCUUAUUUUCUAAAAAUUGCCAUUGCUUGGAGGCUCUUUUUCAGAAUACUCUGCGAUUUUGGGACACUUAGCCACCAGAAAGUAGGAUAGAUCUUUCAGCCAAUGUUAAUUUACCAAAACAACGGAGUAAAAAACCCUAUGAGAAUUCUGAGCCCAAUAAUUUUUCUUAAAGACAGUUCCUACUUCUUCCAUACAAAUAUCGCAGCUCUCUUUAUUUCAGCCAUCUGGGCUAGUUGGGUUAAGUUUUCUGGACCACAGCUUCUGUCCCCAUUAACCAUGUUAUCAAGGGUUGAUGGACUAGAUAGAACGCAUCAUAUGGAGAGCCAUAUCAUGCCCCUCUUUUAAGACCACCAUUCACACGGGACGCCUUCAUAGGACUUCUGAGUUCACCUUCCUAUCCGACAUUCCUAUCAGAGUCAGAAGGAAAGCAGGGGUUGGGGACGGGGGUCACCUCCGAUGCGCUCCCUCCUUCCCCAGGGAUUGGAGCAUGCCAAUGGAAAAGGAGACCCUCCCUCUUCAGAUGACAGGGAGAGCAAUAAAAGACCCCCAGAGCCUCGAAGCUGGACCAUUCGGUCGCACCGGCUGCAGGUCCCUCCUCGCCCCUCUUUCGUGGCCGCGUGGGUGGAUCUUCCCUUCCUAUGAGCCCAUCCGGCGAGGAAGCCUUUGAGGACCAUCUCCUAGGAGGUCGCAGUUCAGAUGGGGAAGAAAGUCCCGGCGUCUUGGGCGAAAGCAGCCGGGGACUCUGGACCCGUGCCAAGGAAAGCCGGAGCGGCGUCGGUGCCGGGGGUCGCAGCCAGCCCACCGGAGCAACGGUGGCGGCUGCAGCGUCGACGGCCCCCGAGGGACUGGCCAAGCCCCCUUAUUCCUACAUCGCCCUGAUCACCAUGGCCAUCCUGCAGAGCCCGCAGCAGCAGCUGCCUCUGAGCGGCAUCUGCGCCUUCAUCCGCGGGCGCUUCGCCUACUACGGCCGGCGCUUCCCCGCCUGGCAGAACUCCAUCCGCCACAACCUGUCGCUCAACGACUGCUUCGUCAAGGUGCCCCGCCAGCCCGGCAGUCCCGGCAAAGGCCACUUGUGGCGCCUCCACCCGGCCUCGCAGGGCAUGUUUCACAACGGCAGCUUCCUCCGGCGCAGGCAGCGCUUCAAGCGGCCCGCGCCCUCCGCCGCCGGGAUCUUGUUCUUCCCACCUCCCCCUGGUGGUCCCUUGCUGCCUCCAGCGGUCGUACUUCUUCCCGCUUGCUCCUCGCCGCCGCCGAGGGAAGGAAGAGCGGGGGCGGCCCGAGGGACCGAGCAAGCAGGGAAGGGGCGCCGUGGUCCCGGGGAAGAAGAAGAAAAGCGGGCCUCGGGGGAGAUCGGCCUGCAGGACGGCGACAGCAACAGGUGCUCCUUCAGCAUCGAGAGCAUCAUGAAGACGGCGCCCACCCUGGUGCAGCUGAGCGCUUGGAUCCCCUCUUCUGCCGCCACGAUCUGCAACCGCAGUCCGGCUCUGCUGUCCCGGCCGGAGCGCUUCGUGGCCUCGUGGAGGACCUUGCUGGCUCCCGGCACCGGUCAACGUCCCGCAGCGCUGUUCGCGGGUCACUCAGAGUUGACCCUCAGCCGGUCUCCUGCCUUUUAGAUCUACACUCUUUUUCUCUUUAAUCUUUUAAUCUGACCUCCAAUUGCUCUGCUUUAGCACGCCCCCUCCCCAAAAAAUGAAGAGGUGGCUCCUUAAAUUCUGAAAGUUACUCUCCCUUUUUCACCACGCCGAUUAAGGUGUCUGACUACCCUUCUGGGGUGAAGGACAGCAUCCUACAGAACGAAAUUUCCAUCCUGCUUCAGGCAACGACUGAGCAAGGUUUACAUGUGCCCAACAUCUAAGGAUCCACUUUAAUGCAGUGUUGAAAUGAAGUGUGACUGAACUAAAAAGAAAAAAGAAAAAAAUCAGACUAUCCUUCUGAUUUCUAAUCAGAAUUGGAUUGGAGCUGAAUUCAUGUCAACUGAUGGCUUCAUUGUCAACAUUUUAAAUAAAUAAAAGCAGAAAUAGACAACUGAGAUGAAAGGGCUAAGUUGAUAAAAGAAGUUCCAUUUUAUGAAGAGCAUGAGGCACUUUGAUUCCCAGGUUUUGCAUUUACCUCUUUAUAGCAACUUGUUUGUGUUUCCUUCCAGCUCAGCAGAACACUCAUUCCUCUUUUUUUCUUCCCCAAAUAUUGUGUGUUAUUCUGGAGACAAUAUUAGUCUGGUCCUUUUCAUCGGGGCUCCCGUGCCUACCUAUAUAAUGCUGUAUUCCUCAUUAAUGAUUGUAAUCACUCACAUAAAACCUAUAUAACAUCUAAAAUCUAAGAAAUUAACCAAAGUUUAAGCUGAUCCAAAGAGAGACUAGCUCCAUGCAGAGACCAGAAUUCCAGGAAUCUUCCAUUAGAUUUGUUUUUCAAACAUCUACAGGUUGUUUAGAGAAACUAAAAACCGUCACUUUUUGUUAUUCCUUACAUUCUGCUUUCAGCUAGUUGGUUCAACAUUCCUAAUUCUCAGCAACUAUAAUUAGUUUUGAACUGAAAAGAUCUCUGUUUGCAUUUCUACUUUAUAUACAUUUCCAAUUCCUUAGUUUAUUCUUUUUAUAAAGCAUCAAUUCAAAACGUAUUUUGAACUACAGGCAAAGAAUUAUAGUAGUAUGAGUUAGACUGUUUUUGGCACUGAAGUCAAAUAUAGGUAUUUCUCAUGUGAACAGAUUGCAUAAUACAUACUGAUCUAUUCUCGAAGAAGGGUAAUCUGUUCAUAUGAGAUAUACCUAUUCUCAUACCUAGGCCUUAAAAGUAUCCUAUUUAAUUUAGUUCAGUAAUAUAUCCCACAGCAAAAUUUCAAGGGUCAGCUAUUAAUAAAUUAACUUCUAUUUCUGGACUGGAGGAAACCUCAUUUUAUUAUUUGCUUCAGAGAACAAAAUAGUUUUGGAUGAAUUUUUCUUCAAUUCAAAAAAAAAGUUCAUGGAGAGAGACUGCAGGGAGGUUAAAAUAAAGAUUUCCAGUAACCCAGUUCAUCCGCUGGGGUAGAUGGAGAAUUAAGCAUCCUAUGUCAUCGGCUUGCUUUUUAUUAUCUAAUCUUUCUUGUUUUAUACAUGAACCUGGGAGAUCUGGAUUUUAUCAAAACAAACUGUUAUCACCUCUGUGAGACUUAUGUAAAGGCAAACUGUGUAACACAGAAUCAAACACUACAUUAAGAUAGUAAAAAACAUUUUUGUGAAAUUGAGAAAAUUCCUUUUUAAUGUUCUGCACAUAUAACAAUUCCGUUUACAAUAAAGUAAUAGAUGAGAGAAGGACCCAUGCUAAUUUUUUGUGAUUCUUUGUGUGUGAGUUAUAUGUAAUUUGUAAAAAUAGUACAGUGUGUAAAAUUUGCUCUCAUUUUUGGUUAAGUGUGUGUUUAGGCUAAACAUCAUCUCAUAGUCCCAGAUUGGGGAAUCAAAAAACAUCUAUCUAAUAGCCCACACUGGACCAGUAAGGUAAAAUACAGUCUAUAACCUUCAAUGAAGAUGCUUUCACUCUGCAGCGGAAUGAUUUUCAGUUGAUAAACAAACACAUCUUUUCCUGUCAGAUUGCAUUAUAUAAAGCAUUUGUAGCUCCAUGCUUCUUUAUGCAACUUUCAAUUUCUGUAUGGCGUUUGCAUUCAACAUCAAGCUUCUAACCAUACAGCAACACAGGUUGUUAUUUAUACAAUGUGUUAACUAUAAAUGGCAAAACAUGUCAAAGCAGUUGGAAAGCAGCUGAAGAUGGCACUUCAUCCUGCAGUGGAUUGACUUGGGCUAAUAAUGAAAUCUACAUACCUAUAUCUGUCUGUCUAUCUGUCUGUCUGUCUAUCUGUCUGUCUGUCUGUCUGUCUGUCUGUCUGUCUGUCUGUCUGUCUGUCUGUCUAUCUAUCUAUCUAUCUAUCUAUCUAUCUAUCUAUCUAUCUAUCUAUCUAUCUAUCUAAACCCAUCUAAACAUAUACACAUGAUUUAACUUUAUUUAAAAGUUUGUCUUGAUAGCAUACAUAGAUAUUACAAAUGCAACCAAUUAAAGGAUAUAAGAUAUGUUUUAUUAACAAGAAAGAAAACUGCUUCUGAAUUUAUCUUAAUAGUGGUUAACAAACAACUUUUUUUCAAGGUUACCACAACUUAUAUUUUUAUACAGCUGAACUGUACUGCUCCAAUUAAGGUUAUGUGUAUCUUGAAAAUAAAUAUAGUAUACAAUGAAGAUUUUUUCACUCCAGGUGGCGCUAUUUAACCACUUUCUCAGGUAUUUAAAAAAGUUUAAAAUACAGACACCAAGCUGCUAUUUUGGAUUUCUGUUGUCAGAAUAAAUACUUUUUUUGCUUGCUUUUCAAAUUAGUAAAUCUUAUUUUGGUUUUUUUAGUACUGUAUUCUAGGAUUGGUGUAAUUAUUGUGGAUGAUUUAUUUAAGGUUUUCUCCGAGAAGAAAAGCAGCACUGAAUAAGUUUCUGAACCUGCUGCCCAGUUGCUGGUAGUCAGUACAGUCUUUAAAGAGACGAAUUAAAAAAAAGGUAUGCAAUAUAAUGAGAUUAACAUUAUGAGUUUUAUCUGGAAUAGUUGCUACAAUUUUUGCAGAUUUUGUCAGAAAAACAUCUUGGUCUGAAAAGGUUUGCAUUUCUACAGUACCCUUAGUUAAUCACUUUCCCUUUCAAAUAUAUUAGAUCUAAAACAAUAAUACUUAUCUUGAAUAUUAAGAUGUUAGAAUUAUACAUAUUUAAUAAUGUCUGAUUAAUGCAAUCUCAUAUCAAUCUCAUAAAUGAGAUUAAAAUACAUAUGCAUGUCUUAGCAUUUGUGAAUGUUUUUAAAGUAAUUACAAGCAUUGAGAUGCAUAAAAAUAGUAUUUUUCUGAUGAUUCAUGAAAAUUAUUUUACUUUUUCCAUAACUUUAAUUCCCAGGAGCUUAUUGUUAUAUUUCACAAAGAUUAUUGGCAGUUAUUCAACAGUUAGCCUUUCUAUGCAGAACAUUCAGGCAGUUAAGAAAAUACCCAAUACAGCAGUGAAAUAAGCAGAAAAUAUCCAUAUGUAAUAUAACAGGGAUGUGUAUCACAAUUGUUUUAUUUUUCAUUAUGUGUACAUGUUAAAUAAUUUUUAAUAUAGCUCAAUACAAGAGAUAAGCGUUCAUAAUAAAUAUAUAGUAAUAGAAUUGGUAGAAUUUUUCACUGAAAAUGGAAGCUGGAUAAAGUAGAAAAUCUAGCAGAUGCUAAAUAAAUUUAUCUAUUAAUACUUUUUUUGUCCACAGGAAUAGUGCUAUUUACCUUUGGUUUUAAUAGAAAACUGUAAGCAGGUAAAUGUGCGUUCUGAACUUACAAACAACUCUUUUCUUCUUAUAUAGUGAAAGGGUGAAAAAAAGAACCAUUAUUCCAGAAAUUUUUUUGCCUCUUUGUAAAUCCAAAAUAGUUUUCCAAAGCUUGCUUCAGAAUAAUUAGGUUUGGCA
Messenger RNA from Ahaetulla prasina, 6177 nucleotides. RefSeq names its product forkhead box protein D4-like 1. Gene Ontology annotation, molecular function: RNA polymerase II cis-regulatory region sequence-specific DNA binding; DNA-binding transcription factor activity, RNA polymerase II-specific. Gene Ontology annotation, biological process: anatomical structure morphogenesis; regulation of transcription by RNA polymerase II; cell differentiation. Bases 1391 to 2365 code for a protein of 324 amino acids. The record is from RefSeq and is a predicted model, not a curated record. Lineage: Eukaryota; Metazoa; Chordata; Lepidosauria; Squamata; Colubridae. The transcript has a single exon.